This is a messenger RNA of Daphnia magna, 1785 nucleotides long. RefSeq names its product neurofilament heavy polypeptide. Lineage: Eukaryota; Metazoa; Arthropoda; Branchiopoda; Diplostraca; Daphniidae. The coding region runs from base 383 to 1627 and encodes 414 amino acids. The transcript has 2 exons. The record is from RefSeq and is a predicted model, not a curated record.
GUGGAAGUAUAAUCGCAAGACGAAGAAGGGUUUCGUGAUUAUUGGGAUGAAUAAUCAGUGCAUUUAUGGCUUCAACAGGGAAUGUUAAGUCAUAUGCCCAUAUCUUGUCUUCGUAUACCGAACGUAACUGAGUUUUGUGAAACGAUUCAGCUUCGACAGUGUCUUCUUGGAAGACUAAUGUCGCAGGCCAGCAAAUUACCACGAAUUUGCAGAAACAUUUUGUUAGCUAUUUCCAUUACUUGUUCGUUCCAGUUCAAAAUAGAUAGUCGAAAACUCGACGAAGAAUAACGUUGUCCACAACGCACUCCCCAUUGGUUGUAGCCCAACAAUCAAAUCCUAUAUAAAGCUAGUUGCAAAUCAAUCGAGUCUUAUUAUUCUCAUCAUGGAUUCCAAACAGGUAUUGAUGCUGCUCGUCGUAGCCUUUUGUGCUGUGACGUGCAGACCGACGGAGAAGGACGAGUCUUCCAUCCACAAACACCCAUCGCUUGGAAUAGUUCACAUUCGUUUUGUAUCCGAUACUGGCGUUGAUGAACUUUUGGGAAUCUUCAAUCCAGAGGCACUCGAACGUUCUCUAGAAAAAUUACCAGAGAAAAUCCCUUCGUCUGAUCUCGAUAAACCGAUAGAAAAUCCAUUGGAUCAGAAGAAAAGCGAACCGAAUGUGGAACGUCCACCAAUGGAGAAGGACGUCGAAGAGAAUCCCGUGCGUCUCAUCGACGAAAAGGAACGUGAAACGAAUCCUAUCAAUUUGCCGGAACAGAAGGAAAGGGAACCUAUUCUGGAGAAUCCAUUGAAAGGAGAAGAUAUCGAGAACGUGUCACCUGAACGCGAACAAAUUCGUCAGCGACGAGAAGUGCCCAAGAGUCCAUUGCUAACUGAUUUACACGAGCCGAAGUUGCUGCACGAGUCACCAGGCAAGUUGCAGGAACAAAAGGUUGGCAAAGAUUUCAUUAAGAAACAAGAAUCUCAUCACUCGAGUCCAGUUGAAACUCGGUUUGAAUCGAAACAUGGCGAGUCGGAAAAUAUCAAUCCUGAAAAACCGAGACUCGGUUCAGAAAAAUUGAAUCCUGAAAAACCGAGACUCGGCUCAGAAAACGUGAAUCUUGAAAAACCAAAACUUGGCUCAGAAAAUGUGAAUCUUGAAAAACCAAAACUCGGCUCAGAAAAUGUGAAUCUUGAAGAACCAAAACUCGGCUCAGAAAAUGUGAAUCCCAAAGAACGGAAAGAGCGUCCUGACGUGUUAAAAGAGCCGGAAGAACAACCCCAGAAAGAACGUUCUGACGAGUCAAAAGAGUCGGAAGAAGAACGAAAAUCGGAAUCAUUUCCUUCCAUAUUAUUACCACCUCGAGUCAUGUCUAAACGAAGACGUUCCAUUCUAGACGGUCUGCCAGUGGGUGAUGAUGGAAGGUACGAUGAGAGGUCUCAUUACCGUUUACCAGGUUCUACCGACGUCCAAUUCAAUGAAGAUAGGCCUCGUUACGGAACGAGCGGAACGUAUGGCGACAUGUCACGUUACAGGGUAGAUGAUCCGUACGGUUAUGGAAGACCUGGUGGCAUGGACAGGCCAAUCUACGACGAUAGAUACAAACCGUACGCAACUGAUACUCUGGUCGAUAUCCAGAUGAAAUGAGAACGUGAUGGAGGACUUGGUGUGGAAAUGAAAUUGCUGAAAUCGUACUCUUUUUAUAUUUUCUUGAGUUCUAUCCACAUGUCUUAUGUUUUUUGGUUUGUCAUAAAUUUAUCUCAAUGUAGUCGGUCGUUUUUCAAUAUAUUUCUUGAUGGAUGGGA